GGACAAAAGAAAGAGAAAUUGCCAAGGGACGACCCAAAGUUUCAAUCUUUUCCCACUUCAACUGCAUUUUAUCCAGUAUUAAGUAACCGUCAAGUAUCUGGAGGGGGACCCUUAUAAUAUUUCGCAAUUCAACUUCGAUUCGAUCCUGUUCCUGAAGAGGCUUUUUUUUCGGAUUGAUUCGGAUAGUGAAGUUUGGAUCUUUCUGCCGAGGUUGUUUCUGGGCAAAGGUUGGUUUCUUUCUUUAAUCGUUCAUGGUUUCGGUAUGAGGAGGGGUGGGCCUCCUUCCCCAUUUCCGCGUGGGGUCUUCUGGGGUUCAGAGUAACAGCAAGAAUCACCGAGGAGGAGGAGGAGAAAGAGGAGGAGGAAGAAGAUGGACAUCACGGAGGUUACGAUAAUCCACCACGCGGGCAUAGUGCUGCUGGGCCUCUGGCUGCUGGCUGAAUUCAAUUGGUGCCACCCAGUUGCCUACUUCAUCUCCCUGGUCUACCUCUACCUGGUUCAUGAGCGUUAUGUGCUGAGGUUGCAGAAGAAACUGCAAUUCGAGGAGAGGAAACAGUCGUACCAAAGGAGGGUACUCACCGAUUCGGAGACCGUUCGGUGGUUGAACCACGCAGUCGAGAAGAUAUGGCCUGUCUGCAUGGAGCAAAUCGCUUCGCAGAAGAUACUCCUUCCGAUCAUUCCUUGGUUCUUGGAGAAGUACAAGCCGUGGACUGCUAAGGAAGCUGUGGUCCAGCACUUGUACAUGGGAAGAAACCCCCCUAUCUUUACGGAAAUGAGAGUCCUUCGUCAGGGUUCGGAAGAUGAUCACCUGGUAUUGGAGUUGGGGAUGAAUUUUCUCACUGCUGAAGAUAUGAGUGCGAUUCUUGCUGUUAAACUAAGGAAAAGAUUAGGAUUUGGAAUGUGGGCCAAGUUGCAUAUUACAGGCAUGCAUGUUGAAGGGAAGGUGUUGAUUGGGGUUAAAUUCCUAGAACACUGGCCUUUUCUUGGUCGGCUGCGAGUUUGCUUUGCAGAGCCCCCAUAUUUUCAGAUGACUGUGAAGCCUAUUUUCACCCACGGGAUUGAUGUAACUGAACUUCCUGGUAUCGCCGGUUGGCUGGACAAACUAUUGUCAGUCGCAUUCGAGCAGACACUCGUUCAGCCCAAUAUGCUUGUCGUCAAUAUGGAGAAAUUUGCAGCACCUCAAAAAGAACCGUGGUUCUCCAUGAACGUGAAAGAGCCUCUUGCUUUUGUGAAAGUAGAAGUCAUCGAGGCAACUGAAAUGAAACCAGCUGAUCUGAAUGGAUUAUCUGACCCAUACGUGAAAGGACAACUGGGCCCUUACAGAUUUAAGACCAAAAUUCAGAAAAAGACACUGUCUCCCAAGUGGCUCGAGGAAUUUAGGAUCCCGAUCAUUACUUGGGAAACACCAAAUAUUUUGAGUCUCGAAGUCUGCGACAAGGAUCACUUCAUCGAUGAUGCACUUGGGAACUGUUCGAUAAAUGUUAAUGAUCUUAGAGAUGGGCAAAGACAUGAUAUUUGGGUGGCUCUUCAGGAUGUUAAAGUGGGAAGGUUGCACCUCGCAAUAACAGUGCUGGAGGAAAAUGCGAAGGGGGAUGGAAGUGUACAGGGGGAUGCAGAUAGCUCUGCUGGAGAAUCAUUAUUCCAGGAAGAGAAAGCAAGUUCGUUCGCUAAAGAGCAGCCUAAUAGAGGUUCAUUCUCUUCCCGAUCAUUGGAGAAAUCUCCACGAAUGGCAGAUAAGUAUGAGCCUAUAGAUAUUGAAGGGCAGAAAGAGACGGGGAUAUGGAUCCAGCAGCCUGGGAGUGAAGUUUCCCAGACAUGGGAACCUAGGAAGGGAAAGAGUCGGCGCCUUGACACAGAGAUCAUUAGGGCAGAGAAUGAUCCCUUGGCCUCGGAUCCAAAGAAGACUCCAGGGGGCACAGCUUAUGAAAAUCAGGAGGAGAAACAUUUGGGAAACCCUAUGAAGUGGGGCUUUAGGAAGAUCGGUUCGGUGUUCCACAGGAACCAGAAGAAGGAUGAUCAAGCCAGUAUUGACGGAGAUGCGGUUCCAUCUCCAUAUGUUAAUGUCCGAGAAAUUGGUUCCACCAAAAUUGGUGUAAAUCUAAUUGUUGAGAAGGACCAGAAUUUGAGCCCUGACGGGAGUGGAUCUGAGAGCCCGAGCAAAGGAAAUUUGAAGGACAAGGCAAAGGGCUUCCUCAAGCAAGCUGAGAAGUCGGCACGGUCACUUAAGCAGGUGUUGUCCAAGAAAGGUUCUAGAAGGUUACGUGGAGAAAUUCCGCUCGAGAAUAUCCCAUCGGACUCAGAUUCUUCGGAUGAUGAGUCUCUCCCACCAUCUGUAUAUACACACCGGGCGGACAGCAUCAUCCCAAUAGCUUCCGAGCCUAUUUCCUCAGGUGAAGGCAGUCACUCUCCUAAGUCGACAGAGAAGGGCGGCAGAGCCUCGACAGAUUCAAGUGAUGUUCCAAUAGAAUCCGAGAAUGUUGUGAAGGAAAAAGCAGGAUCCGUGGAUGAUAUUUCGGGCCCAAAACUUCCCAUUGCAGAUGUCGUGGAAGAAAAAAGUGUUGACUUGGAUGGUCAGAAAAGCUAGUCGAGUUUCUGAACAUCAGUCCAUAUGUUGCAUACAAUUACAUAAAGAAACAUCAUCCGAGUUUCAUUCGGUACGGGUUUUACUUUGUUAUUUUUCGAUUUUGUAGUUCAUGUCCAUAAUAUGUUGGGGUUGUGUUUACAAUAGUUUCUGCAGUAAAAAUAUCGAUUCAUUUUUUUUUUUAA
Molecule: messenger RNA, 2766 nt
Organism: Punica granatum (pomegranate)
Lineage: Eukaryota; Viridiplantae; Streptophyta; Magnoliopsida; Myrtales; Lythraceae
Source: RefSeq, a predicted model, not a curated record